CAACUAAAACUCUGAACUUCGUCCUUGUCCACUCUGGGUCCAGGUUUACAGUAGACUCUAUAGUAGUGGAUGUGUUUGUAUCUGCUGCCUGGUGGACCAGCAUGGCUCUGAACGUCCCCGGAGUGAUCGCCGUGGUCCUCUUCUACAUCCUGAUCCUGGGGACCGGAGUCUGGGCCGCUCACAAGUCCAGGAAGGUGGAGAGGAAGAGUCAUGGAGGAAGAACGGAGGUGGUGCUGCUGGGAGACAGAAACAUCAGCCUGCUGGUCGGCAUCUUCACCAUGACCGCUACCUGGGUUGGAGGUGGUUUCAUUCUGGGCGUGGCUGAAGCGGUUUAUUCUCCUAAAAUGGGUUUAAUCUGGGCUCUGAUGCCUCUACAUUACUCCGUGUCCUUCAUCAUCGGUGGACUGUUCUUUGCUAAACCCAUGAGGGAGAAGCAGUACAUCACCAUGAUGGACCCGUUCCAGAUCAAGUACGGUAACCUCCUGAGUGGAGUCCUGGUGCUGCCGUCGGUCCUGGCUGAUAUCCUCUGGGUGGCCUGCACGCUCCUCAGCUUAGGAGCCACUAUGACGGUGAUCCUGGACCUGCCCUACUCCAUCUGUAUCUGGAUCUCCUCAGCUGUAGCCAUCAUCUACACCCUGUUAGGAGGACUUUACUCUGUGGCCUACACUGAUGUUAUUCAGCUCUCUCUGGCUUUCAUCAGUCUGUGGCUGUGUGUCCCGUUCCUCCUGCUCAACCCAAAGUCCACCAGCAUCGCCCAGACGGCCUUCAACCACAGCUACCAGGAGCCCUGGGUGGGCACCCUGGACAAGGACACGGUCUGGGGCUGGAUCGAUGACUUCCUCAUGAUUGCUCUUGGUAGUCUUUCCUUCCAGAGCUUCCACCAGAGGACGCUGUCGGCCUCGUCGUCUCGAACCGCCCAGCUGACCUGCUACGCUGCUGCUGUCGUCAUCGCCGUCCUGGGGAUUCCUCCGGUCCUGGUCGGGGCUGUCGCUGCAUCCACAGACUGGAACCUGACUCUGUAUGGUUCUCCAUCUCCGUAUGAACGUGGUGAAUAUGGUCUGGUGCUGCCCCUGACCCUCCAGUACCUCACCCCUCCUUACAUCUCUAUUAUUGGGAUCGGAGCUGUGGCUGCUGCUGUCAUGUCGUCCACAGACUCUGGCCUGCUGUCUGCUACUUCUGUUUUCUCCUCAAACAUCUACAAGAACAUCCUGCGUAAACAGGCAUCAGACAAUGAGAUGAAGUGGGUGAUCCGGGUGACGGUGGUGGUGGUGGGUCUGGUUGGGACCUCCAUCACCUUCUACACCACCAGCCCUUUGGCGCUCUGGAUCCUGGGAGCCGACGCCUCCUACACCCUCAUCUUCCCCCACCUGGUCUCCGUGCUCUUCUUUAAAGUGACCAAUGGUUAUGGCGCCAUGAUGGGCUACGCCAUCGGGCUGCCCUUCAGGUUCCUGUUGGGGGAGAACGCUCUCGGUCUUCCUGUUGUUCUUCAACUUCCUGGUUGCACAUUGGAAGAUGGCGUCUACGUCCAAAAGUCCCCCAUCAGGACGGUGUCCAUGCUCUGCACCCUGGUGGCCAUCUUGGUUUUUUCCUCGCUGUCUUUGUUCUUGUUCAAUAGCGGCCUGCUGCCUGAGAGGUGGGACAUUUUCAAAGUAAAACGUCAUGAAACUGUGGAUCCCGUCACGCAGAAUCUCAAAGAAGAAACUGGAAAUGAUGCCGAGUGUGACGAGAACACACACGGAGUCGCCUUACAGCCGAUGAUGCAGAAUGGGUCCUAAUCGCUUGUCUUUUCUGUUGAUAAAUGGCUGAUUUUUAAUAUUACACUCAAAAAUAAUAAUAUUGCAUAUUACUUUAAACCUCUGGAGUCACCAAAAGCGCCAAAGCAUGACUUCUUCAUCACAUCCAGACGUAAAAACAAAGCAGAAAAGACAGAAAAUGACUAAAAAAAGACACAAAAUGACCAUAAAAAGACACAAAAUUACAAAAAAG
Messenger RNA from Centropristis striata (black sea bass), 1986 nucleotides. Its product is annotated as high-affinity choline transporter 1-like. The record is from RefSeq and is a predicted model, not a curated record. Lineage: Eukaryota; Metazoa; Chordata; Actinopteri; Perciformes; Serranidae. Gene Ontology annotation, cellular component: plasma membrane. The transcript has 8 exons. Bases 102 to 1775 code for a protein of 557 amino acids. Gene Ontology annotation, biological process: choline transport; transmembrane transport; acetylcholine biosynthetic process. Gene Ontology annotation, molecular function: choline:sodium symporter activity.